AUGUCAAGGAGUGCCGCCGUACCUCCCGACACCAACGGUCCACCACAAGAAAGCAAUUUCGGCGGCAAGCCGUAUAACAAACGCCCUCCCUUCCCGCCCGGCCAAGAGGAACCCCCGAGUCUUCGAGGACGCAACCGCACGCUCAGCAAAGUGCCUUCCUCCAGAGCUUCCUCGGAGCGCUCUCGGCGCUCGUCGCCCGAGAGAACGCAAUCCGGUCCCUCACGGCCCCGGCGGAAACCUCGUCGUCGACGACGAUACUCGGACGAGUAUUCUCGCUCCCCAUCCCCUCGUCCGCGGUCACGCUCCCGCCACAGGCCUUCACGAGGGGAAGACGACCACCUCCCCCCGGAAUUCAAGCCGUGGUUCAAGAAGAAAACCCUCUGGGCCACCAUCGGCACCAUCGCCGGCGUCGCCAGCGUCGUCGCCACGGGCAUCUCCGCCCAAGCCACCAACCGCUCCGCGCAAGCGACGCAGGAGUCCGCCCGCGCGACCAAGAUGGCCGCCAACGCUUCCCAUCGCAGCGCGGACGCUUCCAGUCGCAUUGCGGACAUCUCGGCGCAUUCUGCGCGCGCGGCCAUCAAUACGGCCGUCGCGGCGGGCUACCAGGAUCAUAAAGGAAGGUACGUCGGACCUAUGCCGCCGAACUACUCGGGUGGGCGGCGUGGCAGCAGUCGGGAGCGCCGAAGCGAGAUUGACAGCUUUGACAGCCGUCCGGGGGGAGGAGGGAAUGGGCGGAACGGUCAUCGCUUGGGCCAAGGGUUAUUGGAGUAUGCUCCGAUGGCAAAGGCCAGUUGA
Messenger RNA from Lecanosticta acicola, 795 nucleotides. NCBI's taxonomy places the organism in Eukaryota, Fungi, Ascomycota, Dothideomycetes, Mycosphaerellales, Mycosphaerellaceae. The record is from the annotation of a GenBank genome assembly.